ACAACACAAAGCUUGCUAUCUACUCUCUCCUUUAGUGUCUCCCCCCCACCCCUUCUCUAAAAACACACACACACAAAUCUAAGAGCGUUGUUCAUUUCGUUUUGUGAAGGAAAAAUGCUGAAUCUAGCUCAAAAUGUGGUACACAAAGUGGCAUCAUCUGUGCAGCACGUUGAGGAAGAGAUUCUUGGGCUGUUUACCAUGACUGAUAAUAAGAUCAUGGACCUCAUUUAUGCUACUCAUGUUCAUGCUGAUGAAACCUUCGAUGAUGAUUCUCUUUUCAUCAUCGUCGAAAACAUCCUCAAGCGUGCUACCCAAAUUGUUGACAAAGUUGUGCAGGGUAGCCAAGUACAUGUGGAGAACAUUGAGGAGCAGACCCCUAAACCCAACUUCAGUGUUCCUCUGUGCACACUUAAGCAAAUUGGCUGCGAGCUUUCAUGCAAGGCUCCUGGUGAGGAUGUUGCACACAAAACAACACUGUCAAUACUAAACAAGCUAUCAACCUAUUCAUGGGAAGCAAAGUCAGUGCUUGCUCUUGCGGCAUUUGCCAUGGAAUACGGCGAUUUCUGGCUUCUUGCUCAGCUUCAACACACAGAUCACCUUGCCAAAUCAGUGGGAAUACUGAAAAGAGUGCCUAUUCUCACUAAGCCUGCUGACCUUCACAAACGCCGGCAAGCAAUUCUUGAACUGAACAAUCUCAUCAAGGCCACACUUCAGGUCAUCGAAAUCUUCGACCAGUUCGAUAAGCUCUCGGCUUAUGAUCCAAAAGAUAUACCAGGGCUGUCAAUUGCAAUGGACCAUAUCCCAGUUGAUGUCUACUGGUCAAUUUUAACAAUAGUUGCUUGCUCAACCAAGCUCACUAUUCUCUCUAGUGAUGAGCCGGACAAGCCCCAUGAUCUAUCCCCUUAUUCCCAGAAGAUCCACUACAUACUCAACAAGCUCAAGAUCCAGCUCAUUGUUUGCAGAAGACAAUUAGAGGAGGCAGAGACUUACCGGAAGCUGAGGAAAAUGGUACAAACCCCAACAGAAGUGAUGGAGGUCUUUAAGGCACUGACAUUUACCAAGGAUAAAACACAGCCCCUCAUAGAUGGUUCAACUAACAAAACGGUUAACAUUGAGGUGCUGAGGAGGAAGAACAUAUUCCUUUUCAUCUCAACGCUUGAAAUCACAGAAGAAGAUAUUUCCAUUGUAAAACCAAUUUAUGAAGGAACUAGGAAAGACGAUCGUUACAAGAUUGUGUGGAUCCCAGUGGUGGAGCAGUGGACCAUUGAACUUCAAAAGAAGUUUGAGACCCUGAGGUCUAAAAUGCCAUGGUUCACCAUCCAAUCCAUAUCACCAACGGUAGGCAUCAAGUUCAUCAAGGAAGAGUGGCAUUUCAAAGGCAAGCCAGCAGUGGUGGUGAUGAACCCACAAGGGAAAGUAGAAAACCCCAAUGCACUCCAUCUCAUCAGGCUAUGGGGAAUGAGAGCUUUCCCUUUCGACAAGGCUGCUGACGAAACUUUAUCCAAAGAAUUGACUUGGAUUGGCCCUGUUGUCAACAACAUUGACCCUAUUAUUCAAACUUGGAUUAAAGAGGAAAAAUACAUCUUCUUCUAUGGAGGCCACGACAACGAGUGGAUCCAACAGUUCACAAAGAGAGCCACAACACUUGCAAACGACCCAGUCAUCAAGGAUUCGAAGAUAAAGAUUGAGAUAUUUUGCAUCGGAAAGAGUGGUAAAGGAGGUGAAGACCAUGGAAUUAUAGGUAGGUUCUGGUCUGGAAUAGAGAGCUUGUUCUUCACAAAAGUUCACAAACAGGUCGACCCAGUUACCCAAGAGAUCCAAAAGCUGCUUUCCUACAAGAACGAGAGCGGUUGGGCAGUUCUGAGCAAAGGGUCCUCCGUGGUGACUGCUGGUCACGGGCUCACAAUCUUGAGGGUUUUGGAAGAUUUUGAGAAAUGGAAGGAGGUUGCGAGGGAAAAGGGCUUCGAGUUCACCUUCAAAGAGUACCAUAAUAGAGUUAUUCAGUCCGUCCGCCAUUGUUGCCGGCUUGAUAUCCCAAGUGCGACUGGUAAAACUCCAGAAAUUAUGAAAUGCCCAGAAUGUCCUCGUACCAUGGAGAUGUUCAUCAGCUACAAGUGCUGCCAUAUUGAUGGCCCAGCGGCUGGCCGUCACUAAAUGGGUCGGGUCUCUCUCCUUUCUAAAAUGGGUCUGUUUUUUCGGGUCAAGUAGUUUAUAUUAUGCUUCUUUUUUACUUUUUGGGUGCUGAAAUAAAUUACAAUGGGCAUUUGCAAUUAAUACUAUUUGUCUGUGGUAUAAUUGCAUGCUGGAUGGUUUUUAGUAUCAGUGUUUUGCAGUUGGUCCAGAGGGGUGUCUUCUCCGUAGGAAAAAAAAUAUCCCUCAGCACGUUGCUUUUGUACGACUACUUCUAUAAUGAAGCUUAUCUUUUAUGGUUUUUGUUUU
Molecule: messenger RNA, 2439 nt
Organism: Ziziphus jujuba (common jujube)
Lineage: Eukaryota; Viridiplantae; Streptophyta; Magnoliopsida; Rosales; Rhamnaceae
Product: protein SIEVE ELEMENT OCCLUSION B-like
Exons: 7
Coding region: 115-2154 (679 amino acids)
Biological process (GO): phloem development
Source: RefSeq, a predicted model, not a curated record